AAGCGAACCGAAUUGGAAAAUAUAUGACCACGCGCGUAUUUUCCUCCGCCGUGAUUAACUCUGCUCAUCAUACUUGGCACUGCCAUACGAUAUGCGUAACGUUACAAAUGCGUCGGGCAGAGCUAAGCAGAAGCAUAUGUUUUUUGGAGGAUUAAAGUAAUGGGAUGUUACGAAGGCAGGCAUGGUGAGGAAAAAAUACUGCUGAAGUGACUGACCGAUUUGCACAAUUGGGAAGGAAAAAUAAAAAAAAAUAAAUAUAUCGAAAUUUUUUAAAAAAAUAAAAUGAAUAAAGCGUGAGGAGUUUUCCCAGUUCGUUUUGCUUCAUUUUACAUUUUUUUUUCUUCCACCACGAGUUCCCAUUUUUACGUUCUUUAUUUGUCAUAAAAAGAGGGGAAGGCUUGGCCAAACAUCUUAACAUCGCAAAGGGGCAAAUGAAUGGGAGGAGAACCUUUUAAGUGGCUCGAAUUGGCAGUUUGUUUACCUCCACCGCUGCCUCUUUCAUUUUGUAGAGUUUUUUUGCCCCUCAUUUUCUGAUUCCUUUGUGGUGUUUUGAAGGGGGUCCAUUUUUGUGCAGAUCGCAGCCACAUAUAGGGAGAAAAAACAGCGUCCUUUAGUAGAGUGCUCCGGGGGAGAAUACAUACACACGCUUAUCCAAGUCAACGUGCAUUUAUUACCGCUUCUGCGCCUUUUGUGAGCCCGAUCGAGUGCGUCCCCACAUGCGCCUUCGGUGGAGAAAGCUAAAAGUGGUAUGGUCAAGAGGAAACGCGAAAAGAGGGUGCAUAUGCUACUCUGCAUAAGCGGAAGGAUUUAUCCGGUUGGCAGUUUAGCGGUUUAGCGGCUUAGCCGGUUGGUCGUUAAACCGAUAAGCGGUUUAUCCGAUUAGCGCAACCCCCCCAGGGGAAGCAACUCCCGGGAGAAGAUCCCCCCCCCCGCAAGAAGGGAAAAAAAGAAGAAAGAAAAAACUGCGCAGAAUGGAAUUCUUCGAGUGGAAAGAAGAUAACAUAAACAUUGACGAAGAAACGAAAAAGACACUAAACAAAAGUAUCGUAAAAUCGGAAGAUGUGUACAACGUAAGUGAACUGCUUAAACGCUUUCGCGCACUUAAAUUUGACAAUUUAAAUUAUCACUCGGAUAAGUGCAUUUUGGCAAGAGAGUGCGCGCUGAUUUACAUACUGACGUAUAAGAAGCACAUCGAAUCGUUGAAAGAGGAAAAUAUACACCUCGUAGUGAGAAGCAUAAAAAGGUCCAUCGUGAGCGUCAAUAACAUAAUUAGCAAUAUUACGGAGCAAAUCUUAAAAUGCUUUACCAUUUCGAGGAAUCUAUAUAAUGACAUUCUGAAGUUGAAUAAUGUGUACUUAGCAGAUUAUUGCUUAUUUUCAAUAAUCGAUGGCAUUUUGGGAAAUUUAAAUGACGAAAAGAUUCACCAGUCGAAACCCUCCCUUUGGGGAAUGGCAGGAUUUCUAGCGCUGAUCAUUUCGAAUUACAAAAAGGCCUAUUUUAUGUAUAAAGGAAUAAUUUCAUACAAGUGUAUAUUCACCAUUCCUAUCUUUUUAGAAGAAUCUCCAGAGCUGAAAAAAAUGGCCAAAACUGAGCUGUACAAUAUUAUACUUAAAGAAAAUGAUGAAAAUAUUUAUUCCUAUUUUUCACGCUUCGAAGCGUAUACAAAAUUACAUCUUUCCAUUUUUAUAAUUUUAAAUGACACCAGAGAGGUGUGGAGUUACAUAUCUGAGCUGUUCAACAGUGCGUAUAGGAGAAAAAAAUACAUAUACUUUUGCCUAAUUUAUUCUGCCCUAGACGUUUCGUCGCACUAUUGCAAAAUAACCUUUGCUAGCCAUUUUGAGAAGUUAAUGCGGUUAUUGAAAACGAAGCUCAUGCCCCUUUUGGAGGAGGAAUUGAAAAAGAAGCCGCCCCCCUCCAGUGAUGAAAAGGUUGUGCAGUACUAUAUUAAGAAGCUGCACGUGGAGCAUUUGAACAACUUGUCGAAUUCGUCUUUGCCCGAGGGGGUGGUCGUCCUUCCCGAUGAGAAAUUGCUGUACAUGGGUUUGGGGCCAUAG
Plasmodium vivax (malaria parasite P. vivax) is the source of this 2054-nucleotide messenger RNA. RefSeq lists its product as hypothetical. Lineage: Eukaryota; Apicomplexa; Aconoidasida; Haemosporida; Plasmodiidae. The record is from RefSeq and is a predicted model, not a curated record. The transcript has a single exon. The coding region runs from base 972 to 2054 and encodes 360 amino acids.